GUGAUUAUUUCUAACUCAAAGCUCGCAGCUUUCUCAAGGAUCCCAAGACACAUGAAUUCACUUUGUCUUCAGUGUAAUGUUCUGUAAAACUGAUUUCAGUCUCCUGCAGACAAGGCCCUUCACUAUGGGCCCCUCUACAUUUUCUGCAUCCGGGCUUGAAGUAUCUAAGAAGGGCAUGCUACUAUGGGAAAGAUCUGUUUCUGAGUCAGGAGAACAACAUGCAGCCAGCUCAUAGUGACAGGUGCAAGGCAUGACUCACUUUGGUUUCCUCACCUGCAAAGGGAGAGAGAACCCAGCAAGCACCAGAAUUUCCUGAUACACCAGGGGAGGUUACCGAAAUCUUUGUCCUUUUUUUCACUUAGGACAAGACAUGAAUGCACCUUGUUUUGCCACCGCUCAAGACAACUAACUAGCCUGCCCCAAAGUCAAAACAACCAACCUAUGAAAGCUGGAGGGUUGGACUUAUUUUUUUUAAGGCCUGAAUGAAGUGGUGUCUUCGUGCUGACAGCUGAGAAGCAGGUCGGUCAGGUUCCUGGGUGCUCUAUUACACAAGCAAGGUACAGCCAGCGCCACCUAAUUUUGUUUCUCUGGCACCCUCCUCCUUAGUGGGACGUCAUCACACUUAACCCAUCUGCUUUCUCUAAUGCACGGCAGACGCAUUCCAGCCAGGACAGCUGUGAUAUUCCAGCUCCUGUUUGUAAACACCUACUAGACCCUAAGCUUUCCUUUAAUAACACCAAUGCCAAAGAAGGCUACGAUGUUGACCUCGGCCCAAAUUCUGUUCAUUUCAACACUGUUCAGUUUACUACUAUUUGGAGGCUACGGGGGAGAAGGUCUAGAAGUAAGCACAAUGCAAAACAUUGCAGAAGGCUUCAAAACAAGGGCAAAUGGACAUGUGUCUUUGGAAAGUGAAACGAAUUUAAAAUCAAAUCAAGGAGACAGAGAAACCUCCAAUCCUAAAGCAAGUAACUCCUCUCUUCAGGAGUCAUCAAAUAAAAUCCAUGAAACAACAAAUUUCAUCACUAUUUUGCCAAUAGACAACUUAUCCAGGAGUCCGAGACCUACAUCCCCGUUUUCCACAAGCCCUCCCUUGAGCCACAGUUUUGUGUCUAAAUUGCCUCAGAACUCACCUGUAGCAGCAGAUGGAAAUCCUGUGUCAGUCUCAGCACCUCCCAACACUACAUCUGCUGUAACUUCAGAAGAUUUCACUUGGUCUUCAGCCAAUGAUAUCAUGAAAACUCCUGAGAACACCUCCCUGACAGGUAGCAUCCUCCCUUCAGCACCACCCACCAUACCUAUGAACCCCACGACGACGGAGCCUAAUGGAUGGCUGACCACAACGGGUGAUCCCUUGGGGGGAUUAACCCCCUAUCAGGAAACGACACCACAGCCCACCUUAAAAUUCACCAAUAAUUCAAAACUCUUUCCAAAUACAUCAGACCCCCAAGAAGAUAAUAGAAAUACAGGAGUAGUAUUUGGGGCCAUUUUAGGUGCUAUUCUGGGUGCUUCAUUGCUUAGUCUUGUUGGCUACUUGUUGUGUGGAAAAAGGAAAACCAACUCAUUCUCCCAUCGGCGGCUUUAUGAUGACAGAAACGAACCAGUUCUGCGAUUAGACAAUGCACCGGAACCUUACGAUGUGAGUUUUGGGAAUUCUAGUUAUUACAACUCAAAUGUGAAUGAUUCAUCCAUGCCUGCAGGCAGAGAAAACGCGCGUGACGGCAUUCCUAUGGACGACAUACCUCCGCUUCGUACCUCAAUAUAAAACUAAGGGGAAAAGGUUUCAGAGGGCACGUGUUCACCUACACCCCGGCCUUUUCACAAACCCAUCUUCCAAAAGCUGAAGCAAGAUCACUGUCACGUGGCUUGUGCCAAGGAGAACUGGAAAAACAUGAGAUCAGUGUCAGAAACAGAGAGAGAGGUGAAAUCGCCCAGAAAAUGUCCUUCCUUACCAUGGUAGGCUGUGCUGAACAUGUACUGAGUCACCUUCAUUUGUAUUUUGGUCUAUUAUUUUCUCAGUAAGAAAUGUUUGGGGAAUCAGGUAAGACUUAAAAGAUUUCACCUUGAUGGCCCUGCUUGGUCAUUUAAUUAAAAAAAUUUUUUUUCCAAUGAAAAUGGAGACCCGAAACUACAUUUUCACUUUUUUUUUUUUUUGGCCAAAAAUCAAUGGAUUAACUUUUCACUGUUCCCCCUGUAGUCCUAGUGUCAUCAUUUCAGUUGACAUCCUGUUGAAGGAACAUUGGAAGUGAUUUUUUUUUUUUAAUUUUGGCUUAAAGCUAGAAAAUGUCCCCCUGUAGUCCUAGUGUCAUCAUUUCAGUUGACAUCCUGUUGAAGGGACAUUGGAAGUGAUUUUUUUUUUAAAUUUUGGCUUAAAGCUAGAAAAUGAGUAUGACAUAGAAUUUCUGUUUCCGGGAAAUUAAGAUAAUGGAAUGAGAGACUUAUAUUCUAGUACAUUUUACUUUUCUGGGUCAGCACACACAUAGUCAGUCCCUUGGUUGUCAAGCUGACAAGAACUUUGUAUUCAACAGGGCCCUAUGAGGAAGGCUGACCCUAACAAGAAAAGCAAUUGUUUUUCCUCAAAGGAUGGGACAAUUCCUACCUCUCUGGCUUACUUUAGGCCUCAAUGAAUUGGGUACUUUAAAAAUUCAAUUAGAAACAGGGUGAAAAAAAGUCAGCCAAAGCACGUACCUGUACAUAAUUUUGACAGUUUUAAGAUGUUAGGUAGGAAAAGAAUUUAUGUAUUAGAUAUUAUGGCUAAAUCAUAAAUGGAAGAGAUUCUACAUCUCUAAAUAUAUGAAGUACCAGGUUUAACAAUAGAUGUAUGGAAAUAUUCAGCAAACAAAACAUUUUCUGAGCAUCACUUUCAUGAUCGAAAUAUAAGAUUCCUGUAUGUUUCAGGUUGUUUUUAAUUACGACCUGCUUUUGGCAGGAAAAACAUUCUCCUUAGUACAGGAAGAUCUGAGGCUUUUAGGAAUCAGAGGAUUAGAAGAUCAAGAGACAAAUUUCUAAAGAAGCAGUGAACGAGUGAAGACGGCAAACAAAGCCAGAGACUUUACUGUUGAAUUGAUAGAUGGGGUGUGUGUGUGUGUGUGUGUGUGUGUGUGUGUGUGUGUGUGUGUGUGUGUGUGUGU
Hipposideros armiger (great roundleaf bat) is the source of this 3128-nucleotide messenger RNA. RefSeq names its product mucin 15, cell surface associated (gene MUC15). The coding region runs from base 740 to 1762 and encodes 340 amino acids. NCBI's taxonomy places the organism in Eukaryota, Metazoa, Chordata, Mammalia, Chiroptera, Hipposideridae. The transcript is spliced from 4 exons. The record is from RefSeq and is a predicted model, not a curated record.